AUGCCCCGAAAACCAACUCCCCCUGGGAAGCAGAGAGUCCGGACAGGCUGUCUGACGUGUCGCAAGAGGCGGCGGAAAUGCGACGAGCAGAAACCGCGCUGUGCCAAUUGCGAAGUCAAGGGCUUCCCUUGCAAGUAUGGCACAGAUUUGGCCUUUGUGCCGCCCCGAUCGACUGAUGCGGGACUCGGUGCGGGCCAGGUCUACGGAUCUAUCACUUUUGUGGAUGACUCUCCCACGGCACAUGCCGCAGCGAAAGAGAAGUCUCAGCAACAUGACAGCGAUCAGUCGCGGCGUCAGUCUAUCAUUUCGGCCGCAGAGCCCGCCUCAAGGAAUGGGGAAAGCGCAAGGAAUCCACCGAGUGCAGCAGUGUAUCAGCAUACAUCCGAGACCCGCACGAUGCUGAAUCUUCACGAUAUGCUCACGUCCGAUGUGCCCCUUGAGCCGCAUCAAAGUGCGGCUCCCUAUCGACCUCCUACGACCACGGCAUCACAGUCGCCUCAUGACAGUCGUGGCUCGUUCAGUCAUGGUCCCCAGCUACCUCUUCGGGGUCAACUGGCACAUUCAGUCACAGCCUUAUUGGCGACUAAUCAGGAAACAGACCUCUUAAGGCACUUUCGAUAUAAAAUCUGUCCCUGGCUGGAUGUGGGAGACCCGGAGGGUGCGCUCGGAGUUCAGGCUCUUCUUCUUUCUCGUACUAACCGGCCGAUACAGGCGGCUGUCCUCGCCCUCUCUGCGAGCCAGCGAGUACUUACUGCUGACCCGACGCAUAUGGAGGACCACGACAGUGCCGUCCGUUUUGGAUCCGAGGCCGAGGAAACUCUUGCCUUUGAAGCAGAUCUAGUCAGGUCGGCGGGGCGAGCACUCCUCCUCUUUCAGGAUCUCUUGCAGUACGGACUACAACAAUGGAGAGACGUCCUUACGCCACACAUCGAAAGCCUUGGCUUUCUACUACACCCCGUUGCUAUGCAGGACGAGUUGGGCGAAGCAAUUUUCUGGCUUCAUUUUCGGCUCGAUUUGGCUACAUCAAUUCUCACCGCGAAACGACCCCUUAUUCAAUUUCGCUCGUACAUCAAUCGCGACGGCUCUCCGAUUCAAACCCCGCGCCCUCCCCUACAGUCACCUUCCGUCAAUCAAGUCUACAAACAUGCCUUGUCGUUGCUCGGCCACUGCCUCUCUUUAAUAUAUGGCGGCCCCGACGCCUCACACCCCCAAAGUGCAUCAUCGCCUUCUGAAUUUGCCGCCUUUUCCUCAUUGCCUCAGUCUCGCUUCCUGUCCCAAUGGACAUUUCUCUGGUCGGACUGCCAAAGAUGGUACAACGAACGACCCGUGGACGCGCAACAAAUCGUCGAUGUCCGCGGCGGCGAGGCGGAUAAGAUCGACCCCAACCGUGACUCUGCCUUACCAAUACUGAUCUAUACCACUCCAAUGGCGCUGGUCGCCAAUGUUGUUUAUCACAUCACCUCUCUACUCCUCUUGGGGUAUAAACCUCGUCUUCUUAAAUCCUUACCGGGACCACGAUGCUUCACAUCGCAUAUCUGGCAUGCGCAGUCCAUUGCCGGCAUCGCCGCUAGUAACGAGUCCUGCGAACAGUGGGACCCGGUGCUCAUUGCGAGUCUUCUGCUCGUCGCUCGAGAUAUGACCCAUCAAUCUCAACAAUCGGUACUGAUGGGGAUUUUUCGCCAAAUCACCGCGACUACGGGGAUCAACCUGGACCGCGAAACUGAAACACUCCAGUCGGGGUGGAAGAUUGCACGUUUUGACGAGGAUACGGAUGACAUGGACACGUGA
Molecule: messenger RNA, 1788 nt
Organism: Penicillium oxalicum
Lineage: Eukaryota; Fungi; Ascomycota; Eurotiomycetes; Eurotiales; Aspergillaceae
Product: Zn(II)2Cys6 transcription factor domain-containing protein
Exons: 2
Coding region: 1-1788 (595 amino acids)
Biological process (GO): positive regulation of transcription by RNA polymerase II
Cellular component (GO): nucleus
Molecular function (GO): zinc ion binding; DNA-binding transcription factor activity, RNA polymerase II-specific; transcription cis-regulatory region binding
Source: RefSeq, a predicted model, not a curated record